AUGGCAACGGCAAUGGCAAAGCGCCUUGAAGGCAAGACAAUCGUUAUUACUGGCGCAUCAUCCGGGAUCGGUAGGAGCACCGCUAAGGAGUUUGCGCGGACCUCACCGAAGUCCCUGAAGCUUAUCGUGACUGCACGACGACUCGACUCUCUGAAGCAGCUGGCCGAGGAGAUCAAGGAGGAGGUCGGCGAUGGUGUCAAGGUACUGCCGGUGAAGUUGGACGUCAGCAACCCUGAAGAGGUCAAGAACUUUGUCCCAUCCCUUCCGGCUGAGUUCCAGGACAUUGAUGUCCUGGUCAACAAUGCUGGCCUCGUCAAGGGUGUAGCCAAGGCCCCCGAAAUCGACCCUGAGGAUAUCAACAUCAUGUUCUCCACCAACGUCACUGGAUUGAUCAACAUGACCCAAGCCAUUCUUCCCAUCUUCAAGAAGCGCACUGAUGGUGGCCGCGGAGACAUUAUCAACAUUGGCAGUAUCGCCGGCCGCGAACCCUACCCUGGUGGUAGUAUCUACUGUUCUACAAAGGCCGCGGUCAAGUCGUUCACCGAUGCCUUGAGAAAGGAGCUUAUUGAUACAAGAAUCCGCAUCAUCGAGAUUGAUCCUGGUCAAGUCGAGACGGAAUUCUCAGUUGUGCGGUUCUAUGGUGACAAGGCCAAGGCCGAUGCAGUCUAUGCUGGAUGCGAACCCCUUACACCGGAUGACAUUGCUGAAGUCAUCGUCUUUGCUGCGGGUCGGCGAGAAAAUGUAGUAAUUGCCGACACUUUGAUUUUCCCAAGUCAUCAGUUUCUUAGAGAGUACAAGCUAGUUGUUGUCGGUGGUGGUGGUGUCGGAAAGUCAUGCUUAACAAUUCAACUGAUUCAGAGUCACUUCGUGGACGAAUACGACCCAACAAUUGAAGACUCGUAUCGCAAGCAGUGUGUCAUCGACGAUGAGGUCGCUUUGUUGGAUGUCUUAGAUACUGCAGGACAGGAGGAGUACUCGGCGAUGCGUGAACAGUACAUGCGAACUGGCGAAGGCUUCCUCCUAGUCUACUCGAUCACAUCUCGACAAUCCUUCGAAGAGAUUAUGACUUUCCAACAACAAAUCCUGCGAGUGAAAGACAAGGACUACUUCCCUAUCAUCGUGGUCGGUAACAAGUGCGAUUUGGAGAAGGAAAGAGCUGUUUCCCAACAAGAGGGCGAGGCUCUGGCCAAGCAAUUCGGUUGCAAGUUCAUUGAGACGUCGGCGAAAUCCCGCAUCAACGUUGAGAACGCUUUCUACGACCUCGUUCGCGAAAUUCGUCGUUACAACAAGGAGAUGUCGUCAUAUCCAUCCGGUUCUGGUGCCGCAGGCACACGUGCCCCAGAAGGCAAGAUGGAUGUGAGUGAGCCAGGCGACAACGCCGGCUGCUGUGGAAAAUGCAUUAUUAUGUAA
Aspergillus thermomutatus is the source of this 1410-nucleotide messenger RNA. RefSeq lists its product as uncharacterized. The transcript has 7 exons. Gene Ontology annotation, cellular component: cytosol. NCBI's taxonomy places the organism in Eukaryota, Fungi, Ascomycota, Eurotiomycetes, Eurotiales, Aspergillaceae. The coding region runs from base 1 to 1410 and encodes 469 amino acids. Gene Ontology annotation, molecular function: GTP binding; GTPase activity; oxidoreductase activity. The record is from RefSeq and is a predicted model, not a curated record.